This is a messenger RNA of Erigeron canadensis, 2847 nucleotides long. Its product is annotated as protein ROOT HAIR DEFECTIVE 3-like. The transcript is spliced from 22 exons. Gene Ontology annotation, cellular component: endoplasmic reticulum. The record is from RefSeq and is a predicted model, not a curated record. Gene Ontology annotation, biological process: endoplasmic reticulum membrane fusion. NCBI's taxonomy places the organism in Eukaryota, Viridiplantae, Streptophyta, Magnoliopsida, Asterales, Asteraceae. Gene Ontology annotation, molecular function: GTPase activity; GTP binding. The coding region runs from base 153 to 2585 and encodes 810 amino acids.
AGAAGGAAAAAAGAAAGACCGGUCUCACACGCCCAACUUUCAACCAACAAACAAACUUUUGUUCGAUAUCAUUCCUUUCUUUCUUCCUGAUUUCAAAUCAUUCAACAAAUCUAAUCGCUCUGUUUUUCUACUGUUUAUUUUACUUCAAAUCCAUGGAUAAAGAAGCUGAGUGUUGCUCCACUCACCUCAUAGACGGGGAUGGUACAUUCAAUGCAGAUGGACUUCACAGUUUUAUCAGAAAAGUCAAACUUAUAGAAUGUGGACUUUCUUAUGCCGUUGUUGCUAUUAUGGGUCCACAGAGCAGUGGGAAAAGUACACUUCUAAAUCAUCUUUUUCAUACCAACUUCAGGGAAAUGGAUGCUUACAGGGGAAGGACUCAGACUACCAAAGGUAUAUGGAUAGCAAGAUGUCCUGGUAUUGAACCUUGCACCAUUGUAAUGGAUCUUGAGGGUACUGAUGGAAGAGAGCGAGGAGAGGAUGACACCGCAUUCGAGAAGCAAAGCGCCCUUUUUGCGCUUGCUGUUUCAGAUAUAGUGCUCAUAAACAUGUGGUGUCAUGAUAUUGGGCGUGAGCAGGCUGCAAAUAAACCUCUUCUGAAAACUGUAUUCCAGGUUAUGCUGCGGUUAUUUAGUCCUCGUAAAACAACUUUAAUGUUUGUUAUACGUGAUAAAACAAAGACACCUCUUGAAAAUCUAGAGCCCGUCUUGAGGGAAGAUAUCCAGAAGAUAUGGGAUUCUGUUCCCAAGCCAGAAGCCCACAGACAUACCCCACUGAGUGAAUUUUUCAAUGUUCAAGUUGUUGCCCUGUCUAGUUAUGAAGAGAAGGAGGAACAGUUUAAAGAGCAGGUUGCUAGUUUAAGGCAGAAGUUUUUUCAAUCUAUUGCACCUGGCGGUCUAGCGGGUGAUAGGCGAGGAGUUAUUCCCGCUUCUGGUUUUUCCUUCAGUGCACAGCAAAUCUGGAAAGUUAUUAAGGAGAAUAAAGACCUUGACUUGCCUGCUCACAAGGUGAUGGUGGCAACUGUACGAUGCGAAGAAAUUGCUAAUGAGAAAUAUUCUUCAUUUGUUUCGAACGAGGAUUGGAUCGAGUUAGAAGAGGCUGUGCAAUCUCAUCUUGUCCCAGGCUUUGGACUGAAGCUUAGUGGACUGCUUCACAAAUGUUUAUCCAGCUAUGAUGAAGAGGCGACUUAUUUUGAAGACAGUGUUAGAUUUGCAAAGAGAAAACAAUUGGAAGAGAAAUUGACGCAACUUGUUCAACCAGCGUACUUGUUGAUGUUGGAACACAUACGAUCUGAGACACUCAAUAACUUCAAAAAGGCACUUACUGAUGCUUUAAAUGAAGGACAAGGGUUUGCAGUGGCUGCUCGUGACUGCUCUAAAAUGUUCACGAAAUUAUUUGAUGAACAAUGUCAAGAUGCUGUUAUCAAGCAAGCCAAAUGGGACUCCGCUAAAGUAAGGGAUAAAUUUCUACACGAUUUAGAUGCACACAUUGCUGAAGUUCAAACUGCCAAACUAUCUGAAGUUACUGAUCUAUAUGAGUCAAAAUUAAAAGAGGCCCUCUAUGGUCCUGUGGAAGCUCUUCUAGAAGGCGCUAGUGACGAUACUUGGCCCGCAGUAAGGAGACUUCUUCAUCGUGAAACCGAAACAGCUGUCAAUGAGUUCUCUUAUGCACUGUCGGGUUUUGAAAUGAAUGAACAAGCCAAGGAAGAUAUGAUUUUAAAAUUGAAAAAUUAUGCAAGAGGAGUAGUUGAAGGGAAGACAAAAGAAGAAGCUGCCAAAGUUUUGUACCGCAUGAAAGAAAGAUUUACUUCCAUAUUCAAUCAUGAUACUGAUUCAAUGCCGCGAGUCUGGACUGGAAAGGAAGAUAUUCGAGCUAUAACUAAAACUGCCCGGUCUUCUUCUUUAAAGUUGCUUUCUGUGUUGGCUGCCAUUCGUUUGGAUGAAGACACUGAUACAAUUGGGGAUACGUUAGUCCUCACACUAGUGGACCCAAAGAAAGGCACUAGUAAGAGUCAUUCGGACCCUUUAGCCUCAAGCACAUGGGAAGAGGUUCCAGCUACCAAGACACUUAUAACCCCUGUUCAGUGUAAAAAAUUGUGGAACCAAUUUCUAACUGAAACUGAGUAUACAAUUACUCAAGCUACUGCUUCUCAGGAAGCUAAUAAGCGCAAUAACAACUGGUUACCACCGCCAUGGGCAAUUGCUGCCAUGGUGGUCCUUGGGUUCAAUGAGUUUAUGACUCUCUUAAGGAAACCUUGGUGGGUGCUGUUUAUAUUUGUGGGUUACUUGCUUCUUAAAGCUUUAUGGGUCCAGCUAGACAUUUCUGCUGAAUUUCGCAAUGGCCCACUUCCCGGAAUUCUUGCAUUGUCUACCAAGUUUCUUCCAACAGUUACAAAUCUUCUUAGAAAACUAGCAGAAGAAGGGCAGGCGCCUGUGAGGACCGAGGCACAAAGGAAUACUACCGAACCACCACAAGCAACGACGAUCGUUCAGAGUAACAGUGGUUUAUCAUCAACUGCUUCAUCGGAGGUAAUUACAGAAAACGAAGCCGAAUACAGUAGCCCAUCAAGACAUGAUAAAGAUCUUUAAAAAUCUGAUAAACCACUUUUGUAUGUAUGAAAAACUUGUCCAUGCCACCGGAAAAUCUAAGUUAAUGGGCUUAAACUUGUGAUAUUCAAGAGGGUAUAGAGUUUACUAGAGCCGUGUAUUUUGGCGUUACCAUGUAGAUCUUGAUUUUGGUCGGUCGUCGAGAUAUACUGAAUUAAGUGAAACUUGCAUUUUAAAUGUCAAGUUUAGAGUGAGUUUGUUGUAUAAGAUGGGAAUAAAAUGGUUGCAUUUUUGAUAUGUUCAA